GUGGGUGGGCUCCAGGAUGUGAAGAAGAUGUGUGAUCAGGCAGCUCGCUACUGCAGGGUCAGCGUCCAGCAGCAGCUCCGUGACAAGCAGCCGCCUUUGCAGCGCAGCAUUCGGGGGCUGGACGGGGUCCUGCGCUGGGUCUUCACCAAGAUGAGCGACAAGAAGUUCGGGGAUAGGGAAUCCCAGAAAACUGAACAGGCAGCUUCCAGUGAGCAGCUCCCACCGGACACCAAGAAAGGCAUCUCGGUUAUCCUGGACAUAUUCAGAAGAGCUGAUAAAAAUGAUGAUGGUAAGUUGUCCUUGGACGAAUUUCGGGCCUUUUUCUCAGAUGGAACCCUCAAUGAAGAAGAACUGGAAAACCUCUUUCAUACAAUAGACUCCGACAACACCAAUCAUGUGGAUACUAAGGAGCUUUGUGAUUACUUUGCCUCACACAUGGGAGAUUAUGAGGAUGUACUUGCCUGUUUGGAGACCCUGAACCUUUCAAUUCUGAAAGCAAUGGACUACACCAAGAAGGUAUAUGAAAGUGGGACAAAGCUGGACCAGUUUGUGACCAGGUUCCUGUUGAAAGAGACAUCCAGCCAAAUUCAGUCCCUGCUAACCUCUGUGGAAAGUGCAGUUGAUGCGAUAGAUGACCAGACCACUCAGACAGGGUUCUAUGACAGCAAGACCAGCCACGGAGUGGUGGAGAGUUGGUAUAACCAGCAGGCCACAAGCAACUUCACCAGCAGCAGAAUGACAGCAAGAGACAAAAAACUGAAAACUGAUUUAGCUCUCCCAGCCGGUAGGGAAGAAGGACUUGAAUCGCAGAUCAACAGAUUGGCUGAACUGAUUGGCCGCCUGGAGAAUAAGACCAUGUGGCUUGACCUGCAGCAGAAGGUGAUGGACAAUGAGAACCUGACUUGCUCGCAUCUUUUCCUUGUCCGUCAACACAUGAGUGUUGGACAGAAGCAGCUGGGAGAGUUUGGCUGUUCACUGAAGCAAUACCUGAAGGACGUGUCGGGACAACGAGACUGCUUCCAUGUUACAGCCGUGAGGUUACCCGAUGGAUUGACCUUUGUGGUCUAUGAGUUUUGGGAGAGUGAGGAGCAGUGGAAGAACCAUCUCCAAAGUGCAAGAUCAAAAACUUUUCAACAUGUUAAAGUGGACACAUUGACUCAGCCUGAGACUGUCUCCACAUUGUUUAUACCAGCCGCCUGGUGCACUCUGGAUGGGAAAUAGUUUCUGGCAGAGCCUGCUGUAGGGAGCAGCACACGUUCAACCAGGCCAGCAGUGCGCCCUCCCUCUCAAGAAGCCCAGAGCCAACGAGUGGCGAACCCUUUGCGUAUUUUGUAAUCAUUUACUUCCAAGAAUAUUUGUCGACAAUUUUAUGCACGUUAGUUCAUUAUUAAAGAGAACUGGAUGUAGUAGAGCUGCAAGGAUCUGACAAACAUGAACCAAAGAUUUGAGGCUUGGUGGGAAGGGUUGGUAGGGAGUGGGAGUUGGCAGAUAAAUACCUCACGGAUCAUUAGUUGUCUCUUUUGUACCGUGAGUGUGGAGAUACUCACUCAGUGGAGGCUGGGCUAAUACUGCUAGCUGCUUCUGCACAGGAUCGGAUCAAGGUUGAUGAAUUCUGGGAAACCUCCAUUGUGUCCCACCCCUGCUAUUAGUUCAUUUUCUUGACAAGGAUGUUAAAGAAGAUCCCCCCAACACUGAUUGGAUGGAGAUUCAAAAAUCUUGGGAAAAGAUUGGUUGUUCAAAACCAGUCAGGCCUCUGUUCCCAGACUGAGGGUCUCAGAUUCUUCUGUAAGUUGUGAACAAAUGGAGAGAAUUCAACGAUGUUCCUUCAUUCAUUGGGAACUGCCUGUUUUUGGGCUUCCCUACUUGAUCGCAACUUCUGAUCUUCACUCCAGCAUUUCUCACCUUGCCCCCUCCCCAUUUAUUUUUCCCACAUUCAUGACUUCCCCUGUUUCUCAUUAUUUCAUAUUGCUCCCUCAUUUUCUUCUA
Molecule: messenger RNA, 1986 nt
Organism: Chiloscyllium plagiosum (whitespotted bambooshark)
Lineage: Eukaryota; Metazoa; Chordata; Chondrichthyes; Orectolobiformes; Hemiscylliidae
Gene: necab2
Product: N-terminal EF-hand calcium binding protein 2
Biological process (GO): regulation of amyloid precursor protein biosynthetic process
Cellular component (GO): cytoplasm
Molecular function (GO): calcium ion binding
Source: RefSeq, a predicted model, not a curated record